Ichthyophthirius multifiliis is the source of this 306-nucleotide messenger RNA. RefSeq lists its product as hypothetical. The record is from RefSeq and is a predicted model, not a curated record. NCBI's taxonomy places the organism in Eukaryota, Ciliophora, Oligohymenophorea, Hymenostomatida. The transcript has 2 exons.
AUGGAUAUAUUUUGGUUAUAAAAGAAAAGAAGGCGGAGGAAGAAAAAAGAAGAUCCUAAAAUGGAAGAUAAGGUAUAUGAAUGGCUUUUAGAAUAAUAUAACAAGAAAUUCUAAGUUACAAGAAAUUAGAUAAGAGAAGUAGCAUUUUAAUAAUCAAGUAAUUAAUAAAAAUUUAAAGCAUCUAAAGGAUGGUUAGAUAAGUUUAUGUCUAGAUAUAAAUGCAAAUAUAUGUUACAUUCAUUAAAAAAUGAUAAGUAGAAGAAUAAAGAAAAUGAAAGUUAUUUUUAAAAAAAUUAAUAAUGCUGA